AAAGGUGAUUGCAAGCGUCUGCUUGGAUUUCCUGCUGCUCGGCAUGUACAUGAAAAGGAGACCUGCAGGGAUUUGUUAAUUUCUUUCUGAUCUGCUGUCAGAGGGCGAAGAUGUCUGUGCAGGGAGCUGGAAGUCCCCUCCUGGAUUUGCUCUGGUGUUAGGGACCCGUUCAUUGCUGGUGAUGUCUGCUGGAACCUCUUCAGAGUCAGAGCCACCGAGAAACACAGGGACUGUCGCCUUGGGAUUUUGUACAGCGGCGUGCGUCAACCCGUUUUCAGACCUGUGGGUUUACUGUAGCUGAAUACGGGGAGAGCAGAGAGAAGAGGAACCUCCUGAUUUUUUCUUUAAAAAAAAUUCCUGUAACCACUGGAGGCGUGGGAUCUCAGCUGAACUGUGGCUCAUGGAAUUUACUGUAUUCAUGAGCUGGAGUCUGUGUUGCUAGCUCUCACCCCUACAAUCAAUUGCAUACUUGAGUUGUGUGGACUACUGUUUUUUUUAAUCUCUCUGGCCACUGUUCAGAGGUAUCUUCCUGGUUGAACAUGGCUGGCCAGUUUAUGCUUCAGAAGGUGUGAAGCCAAAAGAUAAGGACAAUAUUCCAGAUGACACAGGAACAGUACUUGACUCAACGAGACAACAUCCAGACCUCAGAAAACCAAUAUGUCUACAAAAUUGGGAUUUAUGGUUGGCGAAAGCGGUGCCUUUAUUUUUUUGUCCUCCUCUUGAUGAUUCUGCUCUUGGUGAAUCUCGCUCUGACAAUAUGGAUCCUGAAGGUCAUGAAUUUUACAAAAGAUGGCAUGGGGCAUCUAAGAAUCACUGACAAGGGCCUGCGGUUAGAAGGACCAUCUGAGUUUUUGCAGCCUUUGUAUGCCAAAGAAAUCCGAUCCAAAGCAGACAGCUCCCUUUACUUGCAGUCUUCUCGGAAUGUUACAGUCAGCAUCCGGAAUAGUCAGGAUCAGACUGUUACACAGUUAAAUACAGGAAGUGAAGCUAUAGAAGCACGUGGCAAGCGUUUUGAAGUCACUUCUAAUACCAACAAGUUAUUGUUUUCAGCGGAGGACAGUGAAGUAGUUGUUGGUGCUGAUCGUUUACGAGUCUUAGGUGCUGAAGGAGCUGUGUUUGAAAGGUCUCUAGAAACACCACAUAUCCGAGCUGAACCUUUUAAAGAACUGAGACUAGAAUCGCCUACACGUUCACUAAUACUGGAGGCACCGAAAGGAGUUGAGAUCCAUGCAGAGGCGGGUAACAUGCAGGCUAUUUGUCGAACAGAAUUGAAAUUGGAAUCUGAAGAUGGCGAGAUCAAUUUGGAAGCUAGAAACAUAAAACUCCCCAGGCUACCUAUGGGUUCAUACACUUCCUCAUCAUCAACUCAACAAAAUGUUUUUGAGGUGUGUGCUUGCCCAAAUGGCAAACUGUUCCUUUCGCAAGCAGGAGUGGGCUCCACAUGCCAGAUAAGCAGUAGUGUCUGUCUAUAAAAUAAAUUAAAAAUAAACCUUUGCAGGGACAGAAAUCUACAAGUAUCGCCAGCAAUGUCAGGCCUGUUGAAUUUGGACAUUUAUUGGCGGCCAUAGCUGUGUGGCAUCAGCCUGCUGGACAUCAUGGGAAAGGCCUCCUAAAUAGACACUUUGUGCUGACUGUCUUCAAACCCUGUUCAAAGUAUUGUUUCAGUAUAAGCGUUAAAAACAAAACAGGAAUAAUUUAUACUGAGACAUAUUGCUAUAACAUCUCUGUUCAAAGAGGGUAAAAACAAAUGUAUGCCUUUGCCUUAACUGAAUGCACUCAGCAAGGAAAGCACAUUAUUUUUAAGUUUCAUGUGUGUAAUUUGGAGUGCAAAGAUUACACAAUGUGUAAACUGAUUAAUAUCCAGUACUGACAUUGAACCCAGUAAUCAUCAGGUUUUGGACUGUAGGUGCUUUGAUUGAGUAUAUUAGGAAAGAAAAGAAAUGGCUUAGCAGAUGGCAUGGCAAGGUUUGGCUCAUUUAUUUGCUAACUUUUAGCAACAAAUUGGUGUGUUGGCAGUUGUCAGUAAUCACAGCAAUCCCAUUUUGAGGGUUUUUUUGUGGUACACUACUAAUGUAUCCCAGUUAUUGUUCUUUUUUAAAAAAAAACCUGACAUCAUUAAAAGUCAACUUAUUAACAAAUGCUUCCAUUUUUAAUUAAAUUUUGUUUUUUUUUAAUUCAAUUUUUUAAUUAAUUGAAUUAGCCUUGAUGAGUACUUUGGUGCAGCAUUGAGGGAGUACGACCUUUUCAGAGAUGUGACCAUUUUAAUAAGAUGUUAAAUUCAUCCUCUAUCUGCUGUUGUGGAUAUAAAUAAAGCUAUGGCACUAUUCAAAGAACAUGUGCCUUCCUUAACCAACAUAACCAUCAAAAAACAGACAACAUGAACUGCCACAUUUCCAUACAUUACAUUGAUGAUGACGCUUUCAAAUUAUUUGAUUAUGUGUGAGGUGUUUUUGAGAGACCUGAUAAGAAGCUGCAUAAAUGCAAGAUCUCUCUUAUUGUAACGUAAAUAAUAUUUCAGUGUUUGAUUCUUAAAAGUUUUUGCAUCAUUAUAAAUUUUCACCCCUAAAAUUUUUUUGUGUGUUUUUUGUUUGUCACUGUAGUUAUUAUCUUUAACCAUCACCUGAAAAUAUUUUGAAGAAUUUGGAAGGUUUAUCUUCAUUUAUAUUUUCUUCCUUUUGAUUCACCUCAAUGCCACUCAUAUCCAGCCAUUUACAUCAUCUGGAGACCUGCUCCAGGUUUCCGAGAAUCUUGUUGAUGAACCAGUUACUUCUUUAGAUGCAUGACACUUGUCUCCACAGGUGUAUUUAUGAGAAAAAUUGAGCAUUCCCCUUUUCUUUUACCUGUAAUAUAAUGCCUGAUCUUCUUUUGCCACUUUUCAGACAGAUCAGGCUCACUAGGUAGAGAAUUCUGUGGACAUUCUUUCAAUCAGCAAUUUAGAAUCUGAGUGGUAGGACUUUUUUUUUCUCUAUUCAUUCAUGGGAUGAGAGCGUCAUUGGCUAAACCAGCAUUUAUUGCCGAUCCCUAAUAGCCCAGAGGGCAGUUAUGAGUUAACUGCAUUGCUGCUAGUCCAGACAAGGUAAAGAUGGCAGUUUCCUUCCCUAAAGGAGCAGAUGGGUUGGAGUAAUGUUUGCUUUAUUGAAAAGUGGACAAUCUUUUAGUAAUAAAGAUGGAGAUAUUAAUUAAUUAAUCCCCACAACAUUUCACAAGGUUAAACAAUUGGCAAAUGAAUAUUUGAGAAAAGAUGAUUUGAAAGCAAUGACAACACUGAGUAACUAAUCGCAUUUGCUACUUUUUGACUCAACACAGUUAGAAAAGAUAAGUUUUGUUUAGAAAUAAACAAAGAAUUAAGUCAUUUAAGUUACAGUGCUGUGGUCUAAACAUAUCAAGGCCAUUAACGUGUAAAACAGUGUAGUUAUUCCAAUAUGCAAAGAUAACCAGUAAAAACGCUACUGUCAAUUAAACCAUGCUGAUAUUUAAAGGCAAGAAUGAGUUUUUGUUUGGAAAAUCUGCUGGAAACUGAUUGACUAAAGUCUCAGGUUUUAAAGCCAUUGGUGUAAUGGACUACAGUCUACAACCUGCUGAUUUUGAGGGAACUGUAAUCAGUGCACUCCUGGUGUGUAUGUACUGGUGUGUUGUGGUAGAUCAAUAGAAAAAUAUUUUGGGGUUUUUAUAUAUUAUGAACCUACUUUAUGGCUUUGAGUUACUGAGUAAGAAAGAGUCACAGACCAAAGAGUGAUGGGAAUUCAGCCACACUGUCCAUACAUUAUAUGGUGCUUACUUUCAUGACUCUGUGAGGGCUUGGUAAGGUGUCAUCUUAUUUCCUGUCAAUGGGAUCAAGACCAGGGCAGACCACAACAGCAGGAUUUGCAGAAAUUAGCAAAAUAUAUCGGAAAACUCUCAGGGGCAGGAUUGGAAGUGAGGCCAGAGGAACAGGUCUUGGCUGACCAAUAUAUGUACAUUAUACACAUAGCAUUUAAAAUUUUGGAGUUUUUUUGAAGAACCAGACAAAAAUGCCAAAUCCAAAGUUAUGAGCAGCAAGCUACUUUGCAUAAAGCUACAGUCAGUGUUCAGGAAAUGUCCAUUACUACCACACUGUCCACUUCGUUAACUUUAGAAUUUAAAUUGGAUCAGCCUCAAAAUUUUUAUUUAUUUUCUUUUCUAGUAGACACAUGAUUAUCAGUCUGUUGCACACUAUAAUGUUUUCACUGUGACAGACAAACUUUGUGGUCACAAAGAAUAAAGCCUGUUCAUUUUGAAAAGAAAUUGUGUUUGCUUUUUUCUAAAAAAAAGGCAAUAGUACUUUGAGGCUGAUUUUUCAUGGCAAGGGACUUUCACCGAUGCCAACUGCAUGUUCAAGUUAAAAUUUAUUAUUUGAACAAGAGCUGUCAGCUUCUUGCUGAAGUAACGCAUAUAUUUGGCACAGGCACCCCAUAUCAUUAACAACACUGAAUAAAUAGGCCCACCAGACACCUCAAAUUAACUAUAGUUAAAUGUUAUUAUUGUUUACUGGUAAAUAUUUAUGUAAAAAUCAAAUUUAACUGUUGCUGAAAUGAUACCAUACCAUUACAUAGACCUUGUAGCAUUGAAAUAGGCCAUUCAGCUCAACUGAAAAUAAGAGUAUUUAUACCGCACAUGAACUUCUUCCACCCUAUUUUGUCUCAGUCUAUCAUCAUAACCUUCCAUCCCUUACACUUUGAGGUGCUUAACAAACUUCUCCUGAAGUGUAUCCAUGCUAUUUCUCUCCUAUGCCACAAGUCAGUGGAAUAAAAUUAAAAGGAAGCAGAAGGAAAUACCCAAUCAUAGGUACCUUUCACUCUUAAACAAACAACUGAAGAAGGGGAAGGCCAAGGAGGAGAAUGGUAAUUGAUUUUUUAGUGUCAUUACAUUUGAGAUAUUUUGGAGCAUUUUUGUUUUCUUCAACACUUUGAUAGUAUCUUAUUUUGAUUCUGCUUUCUGUUAAUUCAUUUAUUUAUUCAGUGCAACAUCAAAGCCUGGGGAAAUACUAGAAAUUGUUCUGAGAAAAGACUUCAUUCAUUGAUAGCAUUUGCAUCCUGUUUAUAAGGAACUUGUAGGAUCAUCUUUCCUGGUUUUGUUUGGUUAUAAAUCAGCUUAAAUUGUCAGAGAAAUACUUCUCUAAAAAUUCUUCGAGAGUCAUUGGUGUGUUGGAAGUUUGUAAGUUUGUUCAUCAAAGCCUUGUCAGUUUAUUGCUUUCGGCAAAAUUAUAAACAUAUUUAAAAGAACUCAUUGAUGUUGUUUCUACAUAUUGCAGGCCAGAGGAAGCUUUGUUCCAUAAUUAGCGAUAAACAAUUUUACACCAUAUUGUUGAAAGCCUUUCCACUGCGCAUGAUGAUAAAAUCCCAAUAUUUCUGCAUUUCCAGUACUUCUCUUCUAUCCUAAUGAUCUCAUAAAGAUGGUUCUUCAAAUUGGGGAUGUGCUUGCCUUAAAAAGUGUUGCUGGAUUUAGUAGAUGCAAGCUCUUUCCUAGUUUGCUGUCAUUCCUGCCCUAGUGGGAUUAUGCUGACAUGUACUUGAAUGUUGGGAGAGAAAUUCAGGUUGCAGAACCUGCUUGAAAUAGUCAAAAUGCACAGCUGUUGAACAUAUUCAUAUGGACCCAGAUUAUAUAUAAUUUAUUUUUUCUAAAUUACCUCCAUUAUAUCACAAUGAAGCACUUUACUCCCAAUUCCUGGCCUUAAAUAAAGAAAAUAUGUAUUUUGUUUUUAUACUGAAAUGCAUAACACAAGUAACUAUUGUUAUUAAUUUUAAGCUUUUUUUCUUUUCCCGCUUCUUUGAUUAUCGUUUAGUCUUCCUUCCAUUUUCCAUCUAGAACAAUUGAGGAAGCUUUGUGACUGUAACAAUGAAGUGUAUGAAUGUAAUCUGUAUUAACUGCACCCUACUUUCCAUUUUCUGCCAUGUCUCCCUUUCCAUGAGAAAAUGCCUUGUCUAUUUCAUUCACCCCUCUUCCCCACAUCAUCUCUCUUACUAGUAAUUUUCCCCCGGAUUAGAAAUUGACUAUGGGAAGCUUACAGGGAUACAAAUGCAUACUGACCAAUCAUAAGUUUUCAACAGAGUAAUUCAUAGAAACCCCUACAUUGUGACUUUUUUGUUUGCUCGAAUUUUGAUGUCCCAGUGAGAGUCUUACAUGGUUUAAUAUCUCCUCACAAAUCACAAGUCUUCAGGCAGUUUGUGGUUCCAACUGUACUGCGAGGGUGUGAUCUUUUUAAUUGUUAAUGAACAUUAGAAGGCUACAUCUUCAAUAAGCUGUGUCAGAAGAGUGAGGAUCAAGCUGGUUUUCAUUUGUGUGUUACCACUACAUAAGUUAUAUCAGGUAAAGUAUAAAUCAAAAAUGAACAAAAAAAAACAGGAAUAUGCAUUUCCAGGCUCCCAGCCAAUAACCUGAACAAUGAAUUAGCUCGAAAAAUCAUACAGGGUGGAUAGAAUUACAAUAGUGUUUUACUGAAAUACUGUUCUUUGCACUAAAGCAGCAGAUCUAGGUCACAAUAAUGACAUGAGAAAGUUUUAAACUAAAAGUAACCUAAGAUAUAACUUAGUCACUAAUGUCCAGGUAAGAAUAUUAACUGAAACAUGACAAAUGUGAGCUUACCAUUCAAUAGGAUGUACUGGGAUCAUGGAUUAAGUGUCAAACAGACUAUUUAAAAUAUCCUGAGCAGUUCCUGAAUAUACAAUAAGUAGUUGAGAGGUUGAUAGGUGGAGCAGUCUUGUUUAUUUCUACGAUGUUCUUUGGUCACUAUAAUACCUCUGGGUUACUUUAGAAGCUGUGGGAUUUGCAGCUCACUGUGGGUCUUGGCUACCAUCAGUUGUGAUACAAUUUUAAGAGAAAUAAUGCCACAACAUGGCAGAACCAAGUAGAGUGAUUACCUUGUUAUUGAAAAUCUCUUAAAAUAAAUUGGCUCUCUAGUUUCAGCAGAAGUCCCAUUAAAAUGAUAGAUAGUUCCAAGUAUUUGCUCGUGAACUAUCAAGAGAGGCUAAAUAAGCUCAAUCUAUUCUCUGUGAGGUAAUUGUGCAAAACUAGGAAAAGUGAAUAGAGGUGCGCUAUAGGAAAACAAUAAGCAUAAACAUAACAAAAUGUCUUCACAAUUCACAAUAUGAUUGUUAAAUAAAUUAUUCCAAAACAAAAUAGGCUUCCAACUGAACAGGAAUGUUGGCCUGAUACUAAAGAAUGGGAGAGAUUGGAAAAAAGCUACAAAAUAAGAUGCUGUAGGUAAGGCGGUUAGAUUUUUCUUCUUUCUGCUUACUUAUUGUAUUAUAGUCUAUAAAGCAGUUCAAAAUUGAUAGGUUUACCAUGGGUUGAUGCCCUUGUUUCUGUAAGUAACUUGAGAUCGAGGCUGAAUUCUUCUCAGUUUACACAAGCUCUACUGUCAGUCCAUAUCUGAGGAUGACAAGGCAAAUAGUUGUCACCUUCUUAUACAAGAUUUCUGCAGAUUGAAUUAUUUGUACUUUUAUUAUUUUAUUUUGAUAAACUGUAUUUAAACUGUAGCACUAGAUUCAAUCUUAUUUAAGGCUUAGCAGCGAGCCUUCAAUGAAUAACACCAGCUAAUGAAACCCGGACUUUUAUACUGAAUCGUGGUUGUGAGACAGCUUUUUAUCACUUUCUUCACAAGCAAGUGUUGCAGAGAGUUUUGUGGCUCCCAUUGAGCCUUCACUCACGAGGCCUGAUAACUUCAACAGUGAUGUAUCAGAUACUCAGAGCAUUUUGCAACUCCAGCAGUAGAAUGUUGGACUUCAGUGCAGAACGUUUUGGUGAUGUUUAUAUAGCAUUUCAACUAUUUUCCUUUUUGCUAGUGAGCUGUUUUGACUUUAUGUCACACCGUAGGGUGAUUGAUGAAGGCCUUCCUUCUUUAUGAGUGAAGCAAACACAUUGUCAAUGAGACUUCAUAGCAGCAUCUAUAGCAACAGGAAUAAACCCACUGUACAAAUCUAGAGGAUGUCUGGCUAAACACAGCAGGCAGAAAAAAAGAUAACAUAAAGAAUAGAGUUUAGAACCUCACUCCUUCCAACUUAACAUGUAAUGUGAUAAAUGUGGGAAUUUUUGUGCAAACUCAAUUCAAACCUUGCAAUAACUUUGUUGCUUCAAGCUAACUCUGAACUGACUAGUCUGUGUAGGAACUCAAUUCAAUAGAAAUGGUAUGAAUUCAGAGUUAAUGAUAAACUGGUAUCAAAAUGACCAGAUCAGCUAACAUCUGGCAUCUCCAUUUCCAUUCUACUCUCUCAAAAAUGCAUAUUCUGGCAUGACUUGGCAUUAUUUUGAUUGAUGGGGAUUCAUCUUGGAAACAUUGUCAAACCCAAAAUUACAACUUGAAGGUAUAAGUAGCACAGAGAUAGUAGGAACUGCAGAUGCUGGAGAAUCUGAGAUAACAUGGUAUGAAGCUGGAUGAACACAGCAGGCCAAGCAGCAUCAGAGGAGCAGGAAAACUUGAUGUUUCAGGUCGGGACACUUCUUCAGAAAGAUAAGUAGCACAGUUGGUUUGUCUCUUUGCUUUUUACCAGUGGGAUCCAGUCUCAAAUCUAUUUGAGUAAUGAAAAUCCUGCUGUUCUGAUGGUUAUGAGGGUGCAACAUGAAUUUAUACUGUAUAAAAUAAUGGUAAUUUGGCAUGAAGUGAUGGUUUUCACUCAGAGUAACAAUCACAAAUAUUGAAAAUGCAAGUGUUCCUUUAAAUCAGCAUGGGGUUGUCACUUUCUAAGAAUGGUUUAAAUGUUUUUUCUUUGUCUGAGAAAGAAGAACCUGAAGCUGAAGUUAGCUCAUGCUAUACCUUAUUUGAGAAUGCUUCAUGAUGGUAUUGGGUCAAACAAUGAAAAAUGCAUUUUGGUCCAAGCACUAAUGUACAUCACCGAGAUCAGCAUAAAAAAUACCCCACACAAUAAUAUUUAAAAAUCAAAAGUUAAAAUACAGCAAUCAAUUGUGAUGGGAAAAGCUACGUGCUGCUCGGUAACAAGAAGGCUUUUACACUUGUUUGUGUUCAAACCGGCUUUACAUACUGCACACAUACAGGAUGUAUAUAAUUUCAAUAUGCAUCAAUAUUGAAGUGGUGGCUGCAGAAAUCAGAUAUUGCAUAUAUAUAUAUGUGUCAAGGGAGAAUGAAUCCUGUGAUGUUGUGGGUAUAUUUAACACCUCUAAUGGUGUCGGUAUAAUGCCUCGUAACAUAUCAGUGCAGAUAUGGUGUCAGUACAAACCAAUGUGAAUGGACUUCUCCCAUUUUAUUUCUACUUCAGUUCAGAAGUCAAAAUCCUCUGAUUUUUCACUCUGUAAGCAAAACUGUGUUUGAAUCAAUAUUAUAUUGACAAUUAUGAUUUUGAUUGUCAGCUCUGUGGAUGAAUAUUUGGCUUUUCCUUCUGCAUUUGAAUAUUUUAAACAUGAUGAGAAAAUCCUUGCGUACACUAUGCAAACAGAAAGCAUUUAUAUGAAUUGCAAUAAUAUUAUACAUAAAAUCAAUUAUAUUGUAUUAUGCUUUCUGUAAAAAUGAAAAUAUAAGAAAAAUGUUUUCUAUUUGGGAGUUUGAGCUGUAAUCCUGUAAAAUGUAAUCUGAUCAUAUUUAUACUCUCACUGUUUAGAGCCCUUAAAGUGUGAUUGAAGCUGUU
Molecule: messenger RNA, 9593 nt
Organism: Stegostoma tigrinum
Lineage: Eukaryota; Metazoa; Chordata; Chondrichthyes; Orectolobiformes; Stegostomatidae
Gene: sgcd
Product: sarcoglycan, delta (dystrophin-associated glycoprotein)
Exons: 9
Coding region: 600-1472 (290 amino acids)
Biological process (GO): heart contraction; cardiac muscle tissue development
Cellular component (GO): sarcolemma; sarcoglycan complex
Source: RefSeq, a predicted model, not a curated record